AUGGAGGCCACUGUAGAGCGUCCAGUCCAAAAAUUAUCUUGGCUAGAUAAUGAUCCAAUUUGGGUGAACCAGUGGCCUCUCAGCAAACAAAAACUUGGGGCGCUAGAAAAAUUAGUGGAAGAAGAAUUGGCUAAAGGACACAUAGUAGAAACAACCAGCCCUUGGAGUUCCCCGGUGUUUCUAAUAAAAAAGCCAGGGAAAGAUAAAUGGCGUCUCCUUCAAGAUUUAAGAGAAAUAAACAAAAAAAUACAAGACAUGGGAUCUCUCCAACCAGGAAUGCCAUCUCCAACCAUGCUACCACAAGAUUGGCUACUAGCAGUAGUAGAUAUUAAAGAUUGCUUUUUUCAAAUUCCCCUGCAUCCAGCUGAUGCACCAAGGUUUGCCUUUUCCAUUCCUACAAUUAACAGGGAAGCUCCAAUGAAACGGUACCACUGGACAGUAUUACCUCAGGGGAUGAAAGCCAGCCCCUUCAUCUGCCAGUGGUAUGUGGGGUCUUUGCUGUCCUCAGUGCGUGCUGAAAAGAGAGAGGCUAUCAUUUUGCAUUAUAUGGACGAUAUUUUAAUAUGCUGUCCCAAUAACAACAUACUGAAAGACACCCUUGACCUAGUGGUUAAAGUUUUAACCUCUGCUGGAUUCCAAUUGCAGGAAGACAAAGUUCAAAGGAUGCCACCUUGGAAAUACCUGGGCCUGGAAAUUACUGCACGGACUGUUGUUCCACAAAAAUUGGAAAUUAUUGGUAAUCCUAAAACUCUAGCAGAUCUCCAUUCCCUAUGCGGGUCACUAAACUGGGUCAGACCAUGGCUAGGUCUCACAAAUGAGGACCUGAGCCCCCUACUCAAUUUAUUGAAAGGGGAGAGAGAAUUACUGUCUCCCAGGGAGCUGACUCCAGAAGCAAAAACUGUCAUUGAAAAGGCACAAAAGGCCUUGACAGAAAGACAGGCACACCGCUUCAAACCUGAGCUGCCUUUCAAAUUUAUUGUCCUGGGGAAAUUGCCACACCUGCAUGGGUUAAUAUUCCAAUGGGCCGAGGGGCAGAGAGAUGCACUCUUAAUCAUAGAGUGGGUCUUCCUCUCCCAUCAAAGACCCAAAACUAUCACCAAGCCACAAGAGCUGAUGGCUCAGCUGAUUCAAAAGGCCAGGGUAAGGCUGCGGGAACUGGCAGGUUGUGACUUUAUGUGUAUUCACCUCCCAGUCAGGCUCUCUGGAGAAGGCAAAAACUCCCCUGAGAGACUGACCAAAGAGAUGUUUGAGCAUCUGCUGCAGAGCAAUGCUAACCUCCAGUUAGCUCUGGACAGCUCUAGUGGGCAAAUUUCAGUUCAUGCACCAUCACACAAAUUGUUUCAUGAGGAAUUCCAUCUCAUUCCUCAUGAGAAAAGGAGCCAAAGGCCACUCAAAGCGCUCACAGUGUUCACUGAUGCAUCUGGGACAUCCCACAAGUCGGUGAUGACUUGGAGAAAUCCACAGACUCAGCUUUGGGAAGCUGAUGUUGAGUUUGUAGAGGGGUCACCCCAGAUAGCUGAACUGGCUGCGGUCGUGAGAGCCUUUGAGAAAUUUUCAGAACCAAUUAAUUUAGUUACUGACUCAGCCUACGUAGCAGGAGUGGUGUCCAGAGCGGAACAGGCAGUUCUCAAGGACAUUGAGAACGAGCAUCUCUUUAGAUUGCUUUCAAAACUGAUUGAUUUGGUUUCAAAUCGAGAACAACCUUUCUAUGUGAUGCACAUAAGAUCGCACACCCCGUUGCCAGGUGAAAUCGCUGAGGGGAACCGGAAGGCUGAUUCCCUUGCUGCCCCAGCUGAAAAGGUAUGUCUCCCAGAUGUGUUUCAACAGGCAAAGAUAAGUCACCAGCAAUACCAUCAAAAUGUGCCAGGACUGAUUCGUCAGUUCCAGCUGACACGGGGUCAGGCUAAAGCCAUUGUGGCUACCUGUCCCAAUUGUCAGCUCCAGGCAGUGCCAUCAUUAGGCAUCGGGGUUAAUCCCCGAGGCCUUGGAAGCUGUGAGGUGUGGCAAACAGAUAUCACUCACAUUCCCAGUUUUGGUCGCCUCAAGUAUGUACAUGUGAGCAUUGAUACAUGCUCAGGAGCGGUGUAUGCCUCUGCUCAUGCAGGAGAAAAGUCUGUGCAUGCUAAACAACACUUAGUGCAGGCCUUUUCCGUAUUGGGAAUCCCUAAAGAAAUUAAAACAGAUAAUGGCCCAGCGUAUCAAUCCAAGGAGUUCCUGGAAUUUGUCCAGCAGUGGGGAGUGGAACAUAAAACUGGCAUCCCCCACUCCCCCACAGGUCAGGCUGUAAUCGAGCGUACACACCAGACGCUCAAACAAGUCCUAGCCAGGCAAGGUAGCGAGGCAGUGUGGAUGUCUCCACAACAGAAACUCUGUAAAGCUCUGUUUACCAUUAACUUCCUAAACUGCUCAUUUGAAAACAUGAAUCCUCCUGUAACUCGGCAUUUUAACAGUGGUGAUCAGUUUAAAUUGUCACAGCAUCCACCAGUUUUAAUCAGGGACCCUGAAACUUGGCAAACCAAGGGUCCCUAUGAACUUGUCACCUGGGGGUGUGGCUACGCAUGUGUAUCCACCCCUUCAGGCUCCCAAUGGAUUCCUCAGAAAUGGGUAAAACCUUUUGUUCCAAAGAAUCCAGCACCAGCAAGAAGAAAAGAGAAGCAAGUGGCUGUUGCUUCCAAGAGAAGACGCCGCCGAAGAGAGCAAGAAGAAAUCUCUCUAGCCUCUGACCUGCAUACUGUAACUGUGAAUAUGUUUUAA
This is a messenger RNA of Pseudopodoces humilis (Tibetan ground-tit), 2754 nucleotides long. The record is from RefSeq and is a predicted model, not a curated record. NCBI's taxonomy places the organism in Eukaryota, Metazoa, Chordata, Aves, Passeriformes, Paridae.